This is a messenger RNA of Diatraea saccharalis (sugarcane borer), 531 nucleotides long. NCBI's taxonomy places the organism in Eukaryota, Metazoa, Arthropoda, Insecta, Lepidoptera, Crambidae. The record is from the annotation of a GenBank genome assembly.
AUGUUAAGAGUUGGAAGAGAAACAAGAACAUUAAAUUUAAGUAACAAUGACUUAAGCCAGGUUCCUACUGACAUAUUAAAUUUUUUUAUCAGAGGGGAAUUGACAUCUGUAAAUUUGAGUCACAAUAAUAUACCUUCUAUAUCAGAAGUGCUGAGGGUUAGCAGUAGGAUAGAGAAAUUGUGGAUUGAAGGAAACCCAUUAUGUGAUGAACUGGAUCCCAUGGAUUAUGUCAAAAAUAUUGUUAUAAAGUUUCCCAGAUUAACAGAACUGGAUGGUAUCAAUUUAAAUCAACACGGUUUAAUGUUGCCUUAUUUCAAGAAUUAUCUAGUGACACCAGACCGAAGAACAAAGAUGGUAGCCGAAAAAUUUAUUACAUUAUAUUUUUCAAACUAUGACUGUAGAAGGAAGAAAUCUUUUCAGUUUUAUGAUAAUGAUGCUGUUUUAACUAUGGUGGGAAAUUUUAGUGGUGUGUAUUUAAUGAUGGCAACUAUAUUUAUAUAUUAUGGCUUAGUAACUUGUAGCUUCAACUAA